Messenger RNA from Nerophis lumbriciformis (worm pipefish), 9849 nucleotides. The record is from RefSeq and is a predicted model, not a curated record. NCBI's taxonomy places the organism in Eukaryota, Metazoa, Chordata, Actinopteri, Syngnathiformes, Syngnathidae.
AUGUCUUUGAGAAGCCAAGAGUCGCCACGGCGGCCCGGUGGCCCCUCUUUUAAGUGUCUCAUCUUCUUAGCCAUGGUCUUGCCCGCCUCCGUCCUUGGGGCGUUGGAGCUGCAGCUGGACGAGGAGCAGCCUGCGGGCACGGUGGUCGGGGACAUUGGUGCUGGCUUGCCGCCCGGCGAGACUGCCGGCCUUUACUUCAUCUCCGACCACGAAGGGACAGGUGUUGGCGGGGACCUAAAUAUCGACGAGACCACCGGGAUCAUCACUACAGCGCGUCGGCUUGACCGGGAGCAGAGGGACCGCUAUAGCUUCAUCGCCGUCACCGUGACUGGUGUCACCAUCCAAGUUUCUGUCACCGUUAACGACAUCAACGACCAUGCGCCCCAGUUUCCUAAAAGCAAAGUGCUUCUCAAGAUCCCUGAGCACACCGUCCCGGGGACCCGCUUUUCCCUGGAUCCGGCCGCUGACGCAGACAAAGACCAGUUCACCACACAAGGCUACUCCAUCCGGGAGGGAAACGUUGGCCAGGUGUUCAGUCUGGAGACCAAGAGGGCCGCUAACAAGGCGCUGUAUCUUGACCUAGUUGUCAAUGGACUCCUGGACCGGGAGAAACGCUCCGGUUACACCUUGGUCAUAGAGGCUUUUGACGGGGGUUCGCCCAGGAGGGUAGGCUCCAUGACCCUGGAGGUUGCUGUGACUGACGUCAACGACCACACACCAGUCUUCAACCAGAGUCGAUACCACGCCGUCAUAUCUGAGAGUCUUCCCCAAGGAAGCAGCAUCCUACAGGUCUUUGCCACUGACCAGGACGAGGGCGACAACGGUCUGGUCCUGUACGAGAUCAAUCGGCGGCAAAGCGACCCUGAGCGCUACUUUGUCAUGGACCUGAAAUCUGGCGUCAUCACGCUGAACAGACCAUUGGACUACGAGCUGAAGAGAGUGCAUGAGUUGGUGGUCCAGGCCAGGGACAACGCCAGUCACCCGGAGGUGAGCAACGCUUUUGUGACCAUUCACGUGCGGGACUACAACGACAACCAGCCCACCAUGACCAUCAUCUUCCUGAGUGAGGACGGCUCCCCAAGGAUCUCGGAGGGCGCCCAGCCGGGCCAGUACGUGGCCCGCAUUUCCGUCACUGACCCGGACUACGGCGAGUACGCCAAUGUCAACGUGUCCCUGGAGGGCGGCGACGGCAAGUUUGCUCUGACCACAAAGGACAGCAUCAUCUACCUGAUCUACGUGGACCAGGAACUGGACCGUGAGGAGCGCGACUCCUACGACCUGCGGGUGAUGGCCACCGACUCAGGCACGCCCCCCCUCAGGGCCGAGUCCUCCUUCACCAUCCGGGUGACGGAUGUCAACGACAACCCGCCUCUUUUUGACCAGCGGGCCUACAGGCAGAGCAUUCCAGAGGCGGUCUACCCGGGCUCUUUCGUCCUUCAGGUCACAGCCCGAGACAAGGACCAGGGCCCCAACGGGGAAGUCCGCUACAGUCUCCUCAAAGGCGCCGACUCCCGCUGGGACUGGUUCUCGGUGGACCCGCUGACGGGGAUCAUAACCACGGCCGCCGCCCUAGAUUUCGAAUCGGAGCCUUCGCCAGGCGUGACUGUGGUGGCCACAGAUGGCGGGCGACCACCUCUCUCUUCCACGGCUCGAGUGGACGUGUUGCUGCAGGACGCCAAUGACAACACACCCGUCUUCUCCAAGAGCUUUUACAAUGCCACUGUGGAGGAGAACGCCCCGGUUGGGACCUGCUUCCUCCAGGUGUCCGCCACAGAUGGCGACCGCGGUUCCUUUGGUGCCGUUUCCUAUGAGUUAGUCUCCAGCGGUGCGGCGGCGUCCGCUCUAUUCACUGUUGACAAGGAGAGCGGACAGCUGUGCACCAGCAGCGUCAUCGACCGCGACGAUGGGCCCGGCGCUUUCGAGCUGACGGUCAUUGCUACAGACGGGGGCGGACUUAGCUCGGUGGUCACCGUGAGGGUGUCGGUGGCGGACGUCAACGACAAUCGGCCCGCCUUCUACCCAGUCCUCUAUGCUGUCAGCCUGAGUGCCCACAGUGCCCCUGGCACCUCCGUGGUCAGGGUGAUGGCCCACGAUCCUGACGCCGGGGAGAACGGCCGUGUGGCGUACCAAGUGGCGCCGGGAGGAGGGUCUUCCUUUUUCACCCUCAACAAGGACACAGGUGUGAUAUCCCUUUCACGCUCACUUCACGGCAAAGCCAACUCGAUCAUCUCCAUGGUGAUAUCAGCUCAAGAUGGCGGUGGCUUGCGCGCUUCGGUGGAUGCCCAGGUCAAUGUGAGUGUGGUGGGGGGUUCUGUGCCGUCACCAGUCUUCGAGCAGCCACAGUACUUCUUCACCGUGUCCGAGGAUGUUCUCCGGGGCACAGCAGUGGGAGUGGUCCGAGCCACAACUAAGACAGCUCUUUCCAAAGACAUUUCCUAUUCCAUCUUCUCCGGGGAUCCAGAUGGCUACUUCACUGUGGAUGGCCUGACGGGAACCAUUCGCACCGCCCUCCCCCUGGAUCACGAAACCUGCCCGAGGCUGGACCUGGAGGUCCAGGCGCGCUUCGGCUCCCCUCCCUCGUUCGGGACUGGGCGAGUGCGAAUAUCCAUCUCGGAUGUCAACGAUAACGCUCCCAAAUUCAUACCCUCGUCGUCUGAGUCCCUCCUUUUGCCCGAGGUCACUAAGAUGGGAACAGUCAUCUACCGUGUUCAGGCCUCGGACGAGGACUCUGGUCAUAACGGUCUGCUUAGUUUCGAUUUGGUGUCCACCGGGGUCGCGGGCAGCAGCGGCCAGAGGACUUUUGCCGUGGAUCGAGGCAGCGGGGAGUUGCGGUUGAUCGGGGCUCUCUCCUAUGAGAGCAUACCCCGCUACGACCUUCAGGUGGUGGCCAAAGACGGCGGUGCACCUCAGCUGAGCUCCACUUUUACCUUGGUGGUUCACAUUCAGGCACAGGAUGCUCAGGGCCCUCACUUUGACACUCUGACCUACCGUGUGGAGCUUCGAGAGAACUCACCUUUGGGCACACGUUUCCUCCAGGUUCGAGCUCUCAACAGAGACGGCUCCGGGAACGGCGGAAGUGCUUCUUCUUCCGAAAUUUCCUAUCGCCUUCGGCCGGACGGCGAUGCAGCCGGCUUUGGUGUCGCGCCCGAUAGCGGUUGGCUGUUUGUGCGAAGCUCUCUGGACCGUGAAGUCAAGGACAUGUACCUGCUGACCGUGGUCGCCACCUCUGGCCGGGGGGGGACAGGAAGGACCGGCAGUGCCACCGUCAGGGUGACAUUGACAGACGAGAAUGACAACUCCCCCAAGCUCACUCAGGACAGGGUGUUCCUGGCAGUGCGGGAAAACUUACUGGCAGGGACGGGCUUCGGAAGGGUUUCCGCAACGGAUCGAGACGCGGGACCAAAUGCUCGACUUUCUUACAGGCUGCUGCACGCUGACAAACACUUUCAGAUCAACUCACAGACAGGAGAAAUUAGCACUCGCCAGGCUCUGGACCGAGAGCGGCAGUCUAGCUACCAGUUGGCGGUGGUGGUGCAGGACAGCGGCACGCCUCCUCGCAGCGCCACCGGCACUGUCCACAUCAGCGUCCUGGACGAAAACGACCACGCUCCUAGAUUCACCCACACCCGACCCGACCAGGAGCUGAUCUUUAAGGUAAAGGAGGCGAUUCCCUCUGGGGCCGUCUUGGGCGUCGUGUCUGCCAAGGAUCCGGACGAAGGAGAAAACGGCACCGUCUACUACACUUUAACAGGCUCCAGAGCGGAGCGCUUCUCCCUGAAUGCCGCCACCGGGGAGCUCCGAACCGCCGCCCCGCUGAGGUGGGAGGAACGCGCUGAGUACGCCCUGACUGUGACCGCUGCCGACCACGGAACGCCGAGCCUCAGCUCUGCCUGCCAGCUGCGGAUACAAGUUUUGAGCUCUGCCAAAUCCUCCCCGAAGCCCAACGUGCUGUCCAUGACAUUGAAUGUGGUUGAAGGUGCUCUUCCAGGCUCCGUGGUGGGUUCAGUGCACCAACCCGAAUGGGCCGUCCCAGACGGUCAGGUCACGUACUUGGUAGUGGGCGGCACAGACCGAGACGGGACCUUCAUGGUGGAGCGCUCCAAGGGAGACGUAUACCUGGUGCAGGAGCUGGACUAUGAGAAGGGUUCUGAGUACACGCUGCACAUAGAGGUGUCGGACUUCUCCCGAGUCUUUCCCAGUAGUCACCUGGUGAAACUAAGCAUCCAGGUGCAGGACAGCAACGACCAUUCUCCGCAGUUUACGGAAGAUCCUGUCACCAUCGUCAUCCCUGAGAACCUGCAGCCAGGAGCUUCCAUAUACACCUUCCGAGCUUUGGACAAGGACGGCAGCGGUCCCAACAGUGACGUGCGUUACUCCAUGGAGCACUACUGGCCAGAGAAAGCCCACUUUCUCAAACUGGACCCUGUCAGCGGCGUUCUCACCUUGGGGGAGUCACCAGACCGCGAGACCAGUCCGUCGCUUCACCUUGUGGUCAGGGCCACUGACCAAGCAGUGGAACUUUCGCAGAGGCGUUGGGCUUCAGUCACGGCACGGGUGUUUAUCACCGAUCAAAACGACAAUGCGCCUCUCUUCUGUUCGCCGGCAGCCGUCAGCGUUACAGAAGAUCAGCCCGUUGGCUUUGUGAUUUUGCACGUGAUGGCUCGGGACACGGACGAGGGCGAAAACGGCCGGGUGUCAUACAGAAUCCAGUCCGGAAACGGCGCUGGUCGCUUCAGUCUAAACCCAAUCACCGGCUCUCUGUCCAUUCUGAAAGCUCUGGACCGAGAGGAGCAGGAGGUUUUCAACUUGACGGUGGUGGCAGAGGAUGGCGGAAGGCCUUCCCUCUCCACCUCCCAGCUCCUCCACGUGCAGGUGAUGGACGUCAACGACGAGGCUCCGCUCUUCCAGAAGACAGUGUUUGAGACUCGGGUUUUGGAGAACCAAGGGCCCGGCACCACGGUGCUGACUGUAGCGGCCGUCGACAGAGAUCAUGGGUCCAAUGGACACGUUACCUUUGGCGGUGUGACGGAGGACGGUUUUGUCAUCAACCCAUCAACUGGCGUCAUCACAACCACCAAGGAGCUGGACAAGGAACACAGGGAUCAGUACAUUCUCACCGUGUACGCCCAGGAUGGAGGUCUUCCCCCUAACUUUGCCAAGGCCACGGUGCGAGUCGAGGUUGAGGACGUGAACGACAAUGCCCCGGUCUUUUCUCAGCCGUGGUACGGGCUGGAGGUGCCUGAAAACCAGGCCCCUGUGGAGCUGUGUUUCCUCAGAGCCACAGACCCAGACUCAGGUGCUGGCGGGGAGCUGGAGUACAGGAUUACCGCCGGAGACACAGACGGGGAUUUCCAUCUCCAUGCCAGCACGGGAGCCCUGUCCACCCAGCGGGGCCUGGACAGGGAGACCAAGGCUGAGUAUACCCUGGAAGUGACGGCCAUGGACCGAGGGAGCCCGCCUCUCAGCACUGCGGUCACGGUACACGUCAGGGUGCUGGACGUCAACGAUAACGCCCCCAUUUUUGGCAAGGCCAGCUACAGUGCCGAAGUUUCAGAAGACGCUGCGGAGGGAUCACAAGUCCUAACGGUUUCGGCCAUGGAUGCUGACGUGGACGCCAACGGGAAAGUUCUGUACUUCCUCAGCCACGAAGCUCACGGCGCGUUUACGGUGAACGAGCAUAGCGGACAAAUCAGCACGUCAUUCCCACUGGACCGAGAAAAGCAAGCGUCCUACACCUUCCUGGUAUUUGCCACCGACCUUUCCCCGGCAUCGCCCAGGAACUCUUCAGCACAGGUGACCAUCACCAUCACGGACAUCAACGACAAUGCCCCCGUCUUCAUACAGGACCCGCUGGUCAUCGAGGUAUCCAGCAAGAGGUCCCAGCGGGUCUUGGCUACCAUGAAAGCAGAGGACAAGGACUUUGGGGCCAACGGCUCCGUGUUUUAUCGUUUCGCUGCCCCAGUGAAAGGCUUCAGCAUUAACUCUUUGACUGGUCAAAUCCAAGCCACGGAGCCUUUGGACUCCCUGUCCCAAUCCCAGCGGACCCUCAUCGUGGAGGCAAUGGAUCAGGGUACCCCGGCCCAGUCUUCGCAGGGGGUGGUGGUCAUCUACGUGAAGGAGGUGGAGUACAAUGGCAUUCGCUUCUCCAGGAACGCCCGGGACGUCAGCAUACAGGAGAAUGCGGCUAAAGGCACAGCUGUGGCUCAGGCGCAGGCCCAAUAUCCAGAUGGAAACCGCGAGGGGAUCAGCUACAGCAUCUUUAGUGGGAACAGACAGCAAGCCUUCAGAAUCAGCUCCUCUACAGGAGAAAUCUGGGUGCAGAGCUCGAAGGUUCUGGACUUUGAGGACACACCAAGACUGCGGCUGGUGGUCAAAGCUGAAACUCCAUCUUCCAUCUCCUUCACUGGCAUUAACUUGAUACUGCAAGAUGUCAAUGACAACCUGCCUCGCUUCCAGCUACAAAACUACGUGGCUUACAUGAGGGAGGCUCGGGGAUACGAAACACCCAUCAUACAGGUGAUGGCCGAGGAUGUGGACCAGGGCCAGAAUGGUCAAGUGACUUACUCCAUUCAAUCAUCGGGCAUGAGUGGCUUGUUUAAGAUUGAUCCGGUAACAGGGAGUAUUACCACCACAGCCAUCAUGGAUCGUGAGAUCUUUACCCAGACCAAGCUCGUAAUAACAGCAACUGAUAGGGGAAGUCCAAAACUGGCGGGUUCAGCAACUCUUACUGUGAUCAUCAUAGACCAGAAUGACAACAGUCCCACUAUUCCCCUGCCUCAAGAAAUUCGCAUCUCAGAGAACACAUUAAUAGGCACUGAGAUAACUCUGGUGACGGGUAACGACGUGGACUCUGGUCCAGCCCUGGCCUACUCCUUGCAUUUGGACCCAAGCGCCACGGGCAAAUUUGGCAUUCACCGCUUCACGGGAGGCGUUUCACUCACCGCCCCGCUGGACUUUGAGGAGAAGACUUGGUACACACUGACGGUCAGAGCCACUGACAGCCAGCACUACACUGAGGCCAACAUUACUAUCCUGGUAGAAGAUGUCAACGACAACGUACCGGCUUUCACCCAGGACCUCUAUCAGGUGAACCUACCAGAGCACACGCCCGCUGGGAGUGUGGUCGUCAUGGUAACGGCGACUGACAGAGAUUCCGGAGAGAACGGAAGGGUCACCUACAGCGUGAUGUCCUCUACUCAGGAGGGCUUCUACAUUGAUCCCGACAACGGAACAUUGUUUAUCAGCCAUCAAGCAGAGUUCGAUCCAGAACGCCCUACUGUCAAUGUGGUCAUCGAAGCCCGUGACGGGGGUUCGCCGCCGCAUUCCGCUCUUGCCACUGUCCAGGUUCAAAUUGCCGAUGUAAACGACAACGCACCUGUAUUCCACCAAUCAGAGUACAGGGCGAUGGUUUCCGAAGACACUGUCCCGGGGGUGACGAUUUUGACAUUUGAGGCCUUCGACAGCGACCUGUCCCGGGAAAACUGCGGCUUCAACUUUGCUAUUGCCAACGGCGAUGAUGGCAACGCUUUCCAAAUGGAGAAUAGCGUACACUUCCUGGAGGGCCGCGGUUUCCAAACCGUUGGGACAUUGCUCUUAGCGGAGGUUCUGGAUUUCGAAGUCAAGCCCAUGUACAACCUCACCGUGGUGGUGUCUGACCGCGGCGUCCCCCGGCGGAGCUCCAGCGUGGCAGCUGUGAUUACAAUCGGUGAUGUGAAUGACAACCCACCAGUUUUCAGCAGGGCGGAAUACAUGGUGGCAUUGAGCGAGGGAGCCGCUGCCGGGACCGAGAUAAUUCGACUGACUGCUACAGAUCCAGAUUCAACACCUAACGCGGAGGUCCGGUACGCUAUCAGUUCUGGGGAUGAGGUUGACCUAUUCACCGUGGACGAGUGGACUGGAGCCCUGCGACUUCAGCGGGCCUUGGAUCGCGAGCGUCAGUCCACUCACACGGUUGUUAUCCAGGCCACAGACGGUCAAGGACAUUUCGCCCUGGUUCCCGUGCUUGUGGAAGUAAAAGAUGUCAACGACAAUCAUCCUUUCUUCCCGGUGGAAGUCCUGACUGCAAGUAUCAGGGAGAAUCAACCGGCAAAUUCUGCUGUGACCGUUCUCCACGCUAUCGACCACGACACGGGUGUCUUUGGCCAGCUGAGAUAUUUCAUGGAGCGAUCGCACGCAGCAAAAGACUUUUCUGUGGAUUCUGCCACUGGAGAAAUCCGGAGUAAGCACCCCUUUGACUUUGAGAAGAUGAAUUCUUUCAACUUUGUGGCACUGGCAGUCGAUGCGGGAAACCACUCUGCCACUGUGACGGUGCAGGUCUUUGUCACGGGUGAGGACGAGUACGACCCACUUUUCACGUCCUCAGAAUUCUCCUUUGAGGUCCCAGAGGAUGCCAGGAAAGGUCAGAGCAUCGGCCAAGUCCAGGCGCACGACGAGGACGGAGGCGUAGAUGGGAUCGUCCUCUACUCCUUCCCCACGGGCUCUCCAUAUUUUGAGGUCAACAAAACUACCGGCGUUAUUUUCCUCAAGCUGGACAGCUCUGGGAGCAAACGUGGCAGCGGAUCUGGUCAGGGCAAAAGGGAAAGCAGAAUGAUGACCCUGGACGUGAGAGCUCACAGUCCUCUGGACGCAUCUCGCCACGCAACGGCGCGCAUCUCCAUCGACGUCACAAACACAGGUUUUGGCUUGGCCCCCGAUGUCAACAUCCUACUGAUUAUCGUUAUCGCCGUAUCACUGGCCGUGAUCGUUCUGCUGGUGAUCACGGCGACAGCGGUGUUUCUGGUCAAGUCGCGGAGGAGGAAGAAAGCCCAGAAUGGCCCAAAUAAAAUCUCAGUCUCGGGAACCGUUCAGAAGAAUCUGGACGACCGUGGUCCGGGACAAGGAGGGGAAAGAAUCUAUCACCAAGCUUUGCCGGGCUACGGUGGAGAACAGGGGAGUGGCGGGGGUCCGUACACGAGAGGAGGCUCUUUGGAUCCCUCUCACUCCAGCGGGAGAGGAUCCGCCGAGGCAGCGGAGGAUGACGAAAUCAGGAUGAUCAACGAGUACCCUCGCGUGGCCUCUGUCAGCUCGUCCAUGCAGGAGCACAUCUCUGCCAGAGGACCGGACUCUGGGAUUCAGCAGGAUGCCGAUCAGCUCUCCGACGUCUCCUGCGAGCCUGCGACUUUGGAAGGCAGCACUUGGUUCAAAGGCAAGAAACUGGGUGGCGGUCUGAGCGGGACUUUGCUGUCCGGUCAGCUACCGGUCUACAGGGACGAGGGGGGCGGCUACCUGGGAGUGGGUCGGGGCCUUAAUAUUUCCCUCCCCAAGGAUUACGCCUUCCCUGAGGACGGUAAACCGCAAGUGGACGGUUCUCUCACGGCUAUUGUGGCAAGUGACGAGGAGCUCCGUGGAAGCUACAACUGGGACUACUUGCUCAACUGGUGCCCCCAGUUCCAGCCCCUGGCCAACGUCUUCACAGAAAUCGCCAGACUAAAAGACGAGACGGCCCAGCAGAACCCCAACCUGCGCCAGCCUUUCCAACCCAAGCCCAAAACGGAGCCCAAACCCAGAAUUGACCCACCACCGCUCAUCACCUCGGUCGCCCACCCGGGGGCCAUGUCGGUGCCGCCCAAAGUCCCUACAAUAGGUCGGCCAUUCCCCCACCUGGCGUCUCUCCGCCGCUCCCCCAUCAGUCACGAGGGUUCCAUUUCGUCGGCGGCCAUGUCGCCCAGCUUUUCGCCCUCGCUCUCUCCAUUGGCGGCGCGCUCUCCCGCUGUCUCCCCUUUCGGUGUCAGCCAGGGGCCCUCAGCGUCCUUGAUCAGCACCCGGGAGCCCUCGUUGGACCGGAGUCCUGAUCACGAGAUGAGGAUAUAA